This is a messenger RNA of Fonsecaea multimorphosa CBS 102226, 699 nucleotides long. RefSeq lists its product as uncharacterized. NCBI's taxonomy places the organism in Eukaryota, Fungi, Ascomycota, Eurotiomycetes, Chaetothyriales, Herpotrichiellaceae. Bases 1 to 699 code for a protein of 232 amino acids. The transcript has a single exon. The record is from RefSeq and is a predicted model, not a curated record.
AUGUCUGGUCCUUACGAUUCCUACGGCGGCGGCGGCGGUCAGGGCUACGGCUCCCAGUACCCUCAACAGGGAUAUGGAGGCGGUCAACAAGGCUACCCUCCUCAGCAGGGAUACGGUCAACAGUAUCCUCCGCAGCAAGGCUACCAACAAUAUCCUCCUCAAGACCAAGGCUUCGGCCCACCUCGCCGACAAGACUCCUUCGGCCCCCCACAAGCUGGCGGCUUCCAGCACGGUCAAGCUGGCUACCAAUAUGGUUCCUACGACGCUAGCAACCCACAAGGUCAUUCGGGCUACUAUGGUGGCAACAAUGCCCCUCAGCAAUACGGCAGCAACGACGCCUACGCCCAGAACCAGGCCUACCAGCAACAAAUGGCUCAGGGUGGUGGCCAACAGCAAGGUCAGGGCACACAGCUGCCACCGGAAGUGGCCAACCACCAGUUUUCCCCUCAGUCCACCGAUCCCAAUGCGCCAAACUACGACCCGAACGCUCCACCCAUGACUGAGAGCGAUCGUGGCCUUCUCGGCGCCAUCGGUGGCGGCUUUGGCGGCCAUUUCUUGGGCAAACAGGCCGGCCACGGCUUCCUGGGAACCAUUGGAGGCGCUCUUCUCGGUAGCGUCGCCGAAGACUUUUUGAAGGAUAAGAAGAAGCAGCACCACAGCAGCGGCAAUAGCAGCUGGGGUGGUGGCAGCAGAUACUAG